Molecule: messenger RNA, 1244 nt
Organism: Mangifera indica (mango)
Lineage: Eukaryota; Viridiplantae; Streptophyta; Magnoliopsida; Sapindales; Anacardiaceae
Product: probable enoyl-CoA hydratase 2, mitochondrial
Exons: 8
Coding region: 96-1058 (320 amino acids)
Biological process (GO): fatty acid beta-oxidation
Cellular component (GO): mitochondrion
Molecular function (GO): enoyl-CoA hydratase activity
Source: RefSeq, a predicted model, not a curated record
UGUAGGACUUUAAGAUAAUAUCAAAUCACUUUGAUCAAAUUUUCCAACUCCAUCUCUUUCUCACAGUCUCACUGCUCAAAUCUGUUUGAUCAAACAUGGCCACCAUAACGACUCUAACAAAAUCUGUGACUCAGCACUGCAUGAAGAAAUCCAAAACCUAUUGGUAUAAACCUUCUCAUCCAUUGCUAAACUUGUUAGUUUCAGAAGAAAAUUUGAACCAACUUCAUCAGUACCGGAGCCGUAGAACUCUCAUUCUGGAAUCCGCUUCCUCUGAAUCGGUCAAACUUCAGCGACUCUCCGACUCUGAUUCUGGAAUUAUUGAGGUUAGUUUAAACAGGCCUGGAGCUAGAAAUGCGAUUGGAACGGACCUAUUGAGAGGCCUAAAGCAUACAUUUGAAACUAUUAGUGAGGAUUCUUCUGCUAAUGUUGUAAUGAUUUCUAGUUCGGUACCUAAAGUGUUCUGUGCUGGUGCUGAUUUGAAGGAACGCAGGGCAAUGAGUGCAUCUGAGAUUCAUUUUUUUGUCAACUCUCUGCGAUCCACCUUCUCAUACUUAGAGGCACUUCCUGUUCCUACCAUUGCUGUCAUUGAAGGAGCGGCAUUGGGUGGGGGACUUGAAAUGGCUCUAGCAUGUGAUCUUCGCGUCUGUGGAGAAGAUGCAGUAUUGGGUUUGCCUGAAACAGGACUUGCUAUAAUUCCUGGAGCAGGUGGGACACAGCGGCUGCCUAGAUUGGUUGGAAGGUCAGUAGCAAAGGAUCUUAUAUUUACUGGUCGGAAAGUUGGUGGCAGAGAUGCAAUGUCUAUAGGUCUUGUCAAUUACUGUGCUCCUGCUGGUCAAGCUCAGUUGAAGGCGCUUGAAAUUGCACGGGAAAUCAAUCAGAAGGGUCCGAUAGCAAUUAGGAUGGCAAAAAAGGCUAUUAGUGAGGGAGUUGAGAUUGAUAGGGCAUCAGCUUUGCAACUGGAAGAAGAGUGCUACCUAGAGACCUUAGAUACGAAGGAUCGGUUGGAGGGGUUGGCAGCAUUUGCUGAGAAGCGGAAACCUAGUUAUUCUGGAAUAUAGAAAGAGAAUGUUUUAACAAUUAUUGGGCAUGUCGGCAUUACUCUUGUUAAUAAUAAUGUGUGCCCAAAAAUCAGCACGCAUGUUAGACAGGCAUCAGAUGUAAAAUGGUAACAAUAAUGGUAACUUAUAUCAACAUUUCAUGCUAUAGUUAAUGGUGGUUGGAUGUUGCAAUGGUUGUUUGGUUCA